AUGGCAUCUCGCCAUGUCUGUCACGACAAACUUCUUGUCAGUAUACUCCUCGGUUACGGCAACGGAACAUUUCAUGGUCAGGUGACAUAUGGAACUGGGAAUGCUCCAUAUUCUGUGACAACCGGGGAUUUCAAUGGUGAUAAUCGAACUGAUUUGGCUAUCUCAAAUUUCGCUGAUAGCACCAUCAAUAUACUGAUUGGCAACGGCGACAGAACAUUUCAGAGUCAAGUCACACAUGCAACGGGGAAGUCCCCAAUUUCUGUGACAGCAGAUGAUUUCGAUGGUGAUGAUCGAACUGAUUUGGCUGUGGCAAAUAAGGGUUCCGACACCGUCAGCAUAUUGCUUGGUAACGGCAACGGAACAUUUCAGGGUCAAGUAACAUAUGGAACUGGGAAUGAUCCAAAUUCUGUGACAACAGGGGAUUUCAGUGAUGAUAACAGAACUGAUUUACCAGUGGCAAAUAAGGGUUCCGACACCGUCAGCAUAUUCCUCGGUAGUGGCAACGGAACAUUUCAGAGUCAGUCCGCUAAUGGCACUGGGAAUUCUCCAUAUUCUCUGACAAGAGGUGAUUUCAAUGGUGAUAAUAGAACUGAUUUGGCUGUAGCAAAUUAA
This is a messenger RNA of Didymodactylos carnosus, 612 nucleotides long. Lineage: Eukaryota; Metazoa; Rotifera; Eurotatoria; Philodinida; Philodinidae. The record is from the annotation of a GenBank genome assembly.